AUGAAGACUUUGGCGUGUGACUUAAUUUUCCAAUUUAAAGAACCAGUCGAUUCAGCCAAGAUGACGCUAGAACAGCCAGCUGGUGAAAUGUGGCAGAAGAUUCGCGAGGAGUUGAACGAGAAGGCUGACACUAAAGAGGCCGACCUUGCACAGAUCAAGGAGUGGCUGAAGCAGGAACCUCAUCUACCUGAUGAGUUUGAUGACCAGCGUAUCAUAACUUUCCUCCGUGGAUGUAAAUUCUCUUUGGAGAAGACCAAACGUAAACUGGACAUGUACUUCACCAUGCGUUCAGCGGUCCCAGAGUUCUUCAAUGACAGAGAUGUCACUCGUCCUGAGCUUCAAGAAAUUUUAAAUACGGUUCAAAUGCCCCCACUGCCCGGACUCACUCCACAAGGCCGGCGGGUUAUUAUCAUGAGAGGUGUUGACAAGGACAUUCAGACGCCGAAUGUAGCGGAUGUCUUCAAGCUAGCCCUCAUGUUGGGUGACGUCAGAUUGGCAGAAGAGACAGAAGGAGUUGCCGGCGACGUAUACAUUCUAGACGCAUCUGUAGCCACUCCUACACACUUUGCCAAGUUCACACCAACUCUCGUCAAGAAAUUCCUAGUCUGCGUACAGGAGGCAUACCCUGUGAAACUGAAAGAAGUGCACGUCAUCAACGUGUCUCCUCUUGUUGACAAGAUCGUCAAUUUCGUCAAACCUUUCAUCAAGGACAAGAUCAAAGAAAGGAUCUUCCUUCACACCGACACCAAUGAUCUCUACAAAUAUGUUCCUAAGGAUAUGAUGCCGACCGAAUAUGGUGGUAACGCUGGCUCCAUGAAUGACCUUCACAAUGAUUGGGUUAAAAAACUAGAAGAAUACAAAGACUGGUUCGCGGAACAAGAAAACCUAAAAGCCAACGAAACCCUGCGACCUGGGAAGCCUACCAACUAUGAUGAACUCUUCGGUAUCGAUGGCUCUUUCCGCCAACUCGUGAUAGAUUAA
Messenger RNA from Arctia plantaginis, 981 nucleotides. The record is from the annotation of a GenBank genome assembly. NCBI's taxonomy places the organism in Eukaryota, Metazoa, Arthropoda, Insecta, Lepidoptera, Erebidae.